Hyalella azteca is the source of this 4692-nucleotide messenger RNA. Its product is annotated as junctophilin-1. Gene Ontology annotation, cellular component: endoplasmic reticulum membrane; junctional membrane complex; plasma membrane. The transcript is spliced from 11 exons. The coding region runs from base 1866 to 4280 and encodes 804 amino acids. The record is from RefSeq and is a predicted model, not a curated record. Lineage: Eukaryota; Metazoa; Arthropoda; Malacostraca; Amphipoda; Hyalellidae.
UGCAGUGAAAACUAAAUUAUUGCUGAGACGGAACUCUAGCAGCAAGCUGAUCUGCUGGGCACUCCAGUCUGCCACCGUCUACAGACCAGUCUGUCAGCUUUUACAAACCAGUCUGGCGGUUCCUAUAUAGACACACCAGUCUGUCAGUUCCUACUCAUCGACAAAAAUAUCGAAGAUAAUAUUUUAACAAAAAUUUACAUUCUCUAUACUCAGUCGUCUUCUCUUCUCGAGUCCAGUAAGAACGUUUAUACUAUAUCAGAUCUGCCCUUUAAUCACAUGACGAAUUCUCAAACGUUCGCUCUACUUCCUGCAACGAUCAAAUUCUGUAAGCUGUUCAGUUUAAAAAAAAAACGACGUGGAUUCCUUGAACAUUUUCAUUUACUGAAAACAAACUUCGUGGUACAAGGAAUCGCAUCCUCCCACAUGUUGUCUUGUGUGUUAUUCUAUAAAAUUUUGUCCAUUCAUCGAGCGGGAUGUGUAAAAAUCAAACCUGACGAGUGAUUUGAUCCAUUCACUCGAAACAGGUGACCAGUGUUGACAUAAUCAUCUUGACAUGGUCGUGUUGACAUAGUCAUGCUGGAAUGUUAGUGUUAACAUUGUCAUGUUGACAUGAUUGUCCCUUGGAAAAUGAAAGUCUCUCGUUACCAGCGCUUGUCCAUUGUUUCUUCAACGUAUCGCGCGACUUCUGAAAAAUAUUAAUGUUUCCACCCACGUGUCGAGAAAUUUUUUCGCACUUGGCUUGGUUCUUCAAGCUUAUAUGUGAAAAAUUAUUUGGACGUUCCUUGUGCUCCUGAUCAUACGAAACAAAAGUUGAAUUUCGGGUUUAUUGUGUGUGUGAUCAACAAAAGAUGAAAACAAAAGUUUACACAGAAAUUCGUUACUGGAUUUGAGUGUAGAAAAACACAAGUGUAAUACGAGAGACAUCGAAACCACGCAGCGAACUCGACCUACACGAAGAAUAAACCUUGCUUCCCUGGACGCAAUCCUGCCAAUCAUUUUUCUCUCCGAUACGCAAUCUUUCCAUUCAUCUUUCUUUUCCUAUGCAAUCUUUCCAUCCACUACGAAAUACUCUCAAUCAUCUUUCUUUGCUCUUGGCAUUUCCCCGAUAAUCUAUCUUCUCCGUAAGAAAUUCUCAUAAUCCUAUCAUUUUUUUAACAAUCCUUCUCACAUAAUUGCAUCCUGUCCUCACUUCCUUUUUUCGUGUACGCAUCCUUCCAUCCUUUUCCUCUACCUCCGUCAACUGUGUUUCUGUCAACACUAAUAUCGAUGGACGAAACAGUGCUGGUCGUACAGUGUCAUUCAAGUUACAGUUUGCAUCCCUUCAUGUGAAUUCCAGUUCAUCUCAGACAUUCUAGGUCUUCUAGCAAUGAAUAUUUCCUACUGAAUUUUGCCAUUCCUCAUUUGCCUUCCCGGUUUACUUCAGGAGAAACCGCUUGACUGCCACCUUCGACCUUCGUUGUAUCUUGACUGUCAACUCUGCCACUCAUUAUAAUCUUGACUGUCAACUCUGCCACUCAUUAUAAUCUUGACUGUUAACUUACCCACUCGAUAUAAUCUAUAAAAAUUCGCCAUAAUAAAGUCACUCGCCUCCGUUUUCAGUGACUGACCACUGGCUUUACCACAAUCUUCCCGGGCACAAAUUAAACCUAAUCGUUCAAAAUCAUAAAUAAUUCUCAUAAUUUCGUAUCUUCUCUGCUUCAACUUAACUCUCCCACUUCAUUCGCUUUUUACCCACCGCAACUCACCGUACACCCACUGUGACUCACGACUCACCCGGCGUGACUCACUUUACGCCUGUUGCCACUCACCAUACAGCGGUCAACCCUCACCCGUGACUUGACGCAACACGGCUUGGCGGUCGCGCGAUGGCCUCGUCGGGCAGUAAAGCGGCGGCCAACUCUGCGGCACCGGCCGUAAACGGCGGCCGUUUCGACUUCGACGAUGGGGGGACGUACUGCGGCGGGUGGGAGGACGGAAAAGCCCACGGCCACGGUGUAUGUACGGGACCGAAGGGGCAGGGAGAAUACUCCGGGUCUUGGCACUACGGCUUCGAGGUUAGCGGCAUCUACACGUGGCCCAGCGGCUCGACGUACGAGGGUCAGUGGCAGAACGGCAAGCGCCACGGCUUGGGCGUGGAGUCCCGCGGCCGGUGGCUGUACCGCGGCGAGUGGACACAAGGCUUCAAGGGCCGCUACGGCGUCCGCCAGUCCGUGUCCUCCGUGGCCAAGUAUGAAGGCACGUGGGCCAACGGCCUGCAAGACGGCUACGGCUCCGAGACAUACGCUGAUUCUGGCUCGUACAAGGGGCAGUGGCUGCGCGGGCUGCGCCAUGGCUACGGCGUGCGCACCUCGGCGCAGUUCGGCCAGGCGUCCGUGAGCCGCAGCCGCGGGGGGGCGUCGCCCCCCAGCCGGGGGUCCACGACCUCACUCAGAUCUGACGGCGACCCCCUCGCUGACCGGGACAGAAAGGUGGACGAUGGACGUGGCGGUUUCGUCCUACGCAUGCGCAGUGACGAGGUGCAGCGCAGGCGUAACAGCCUCGUCGAGAAAUCUUCCAACAUACGCAACGUCUUCAAGAUGCGGCGACAGCGCAGUACCGGGGACAUUCAGACCAACAAGGCGGCGGGCAGUAUUCGGUCUACGGGCAGCUCCGCGUCCUGGAUGUCCACCGGGUCUGCUCAGUCCGCCUACACUGCAGGGGACCAGCCCGAUGAUGGCUCCAACGCGUCCUUCAUCAUCGAGGACGAGCACCUGGAGCCUAGCGUGGUCGAGACCUACAUGGGCGAGUGGAAGAACGACAAGCGCAGCGGCUUUGGCGUGUCAGAACGGACGGACGGACUUAAAUACGAGGGAGAGUGGUUCAGCAACAGAAAAUACGGAUACGGCGUCACCACCUUCAAGGACGGUAGCAAGGAGGAAGGCAAGUACAAAAACAACGUGCUCAUGACCAGCAACAAGAAGAAGCACGUGUUUCUUAUCCGCUCGGCCAAGUUCCGUGAGCGCAUCGAGAGCGCCGUGGCGGCCGCCCAGCGCGCUGCUAAGAUCGCCAUGCAGAAAGAAGACAUCGGCAUCUCCAGUCGCUGCAUGUUAACAUGCCAGUCGCUGCAUGUUAACAUGCCAGUACCAGGAGCGGACUUGGCAAGAACUGUCGCCAAUGCAGCAAGAAGACAAAUCGAAGCUCUCCAGCCCAGCAGUAGAGAAAUUUUACCUAACGAUGCUCAACCCGUUUUGUACAACGACUCAAGUCUCGAUGACACAGCCAUGAGUUCCAUACCAAUAUCCACUGGUCCUGGAUACACCAGUUCAGGCCUCAUCGAUUUCCAGCCACCAUCCGAUCCAGGAGGUCGGCGACAGUCAAACCUGUCCAUGGAGGCGACACUUCACAUCCGUUCCGACUCUCUGUCGGGCAUGCCGCAAGAGAGAGGUCGAAACACGCAGCGUGGAGGCCAGAGAUCGAGGGGCGGUGUUCAAGACUCCGGCUUCACCAACAUCCCAUCGAACAUAAUGAACGACCGCUUCGAUCACUACAACAAACCUUCUUCGCGCGCUACGUCCAGAGAUCGUUCCAUAGAUCGUUUCGCCAGUCGCGGCACCACGCCCGUGCCGACCGAGAUCGUCAACCCUCGCUCACGAGCGCCCUCGGCGCAGAGGCACACCGCGCCCGACUGUACCCCGGAUUCAGGGGUCUUUGAAGACGACCCCGUUGGUGCCACAGUCAUUUCUGGGGGAUCAAGGAGGCCCUCAAGACCCACCUCGAUGUUGCCUGGGGAAGGGGUUCCUCUCACUGGCAACGGGAGCGUUGGUGGAUCCUUCAACGUCCCUUACCACAUCCCGGCCAACCAGAAGGAGGCAGAAGCUUUGCUCAGACAAAGAGCUUGUGGUCAACUGAUACCCCAGUCUGCGCCCACGCCCGGCGGACCUGUUAAGAGAACAGAAUCACUUUACAUCAAUCCAGUGAUUCGACAACAACAGCAACAACAACAGCAGCCAAAGGCGGCGACGUCGGGCACGGCCCUGAAGCGCAAAAAGUCCUUACCGGACGACAGGACGUUGCCGGCCACCACGCCCAUCAUGUCGCGCGAGCAGGCGUCCGUGCUAAGCUCGGCCCAGCGCGAGACUUUCAGGAGGCAAUACGAGGACGCCCAGCGAUACCAGGCUAACCCCCUCCUCUACCUCACCAGUCCAUCAGUCCAGGACUGGAUCUCGCGCCAGAAGCUCGUUUUACUUAUCCUCUUCCUUAACUUAUCCUUAGCUCUGAUGUUCUUCAAGUUGCUCUCUUAGCAAUCGACUUACAAUAACACCAGCUCUUGUAUUACAGAAAAGAACAACACAUUUUUAUAACGUACAUUGUAGUAUAAUAAGGAUUUACUAUUGUAAUGCUUCACGGUGAGUCGACCGUUCACUGCGUACUGGUCAUUCUUCUUUGCUCAUCAUAUUUUGGUGGAAGGCUUAGGCCAUUAUUAGGUCAUGAUUAUAAUUAUAAUUAUAUGGUCAUAACUUAGUGAUGAACAACCAUCUUCAGGUUCCUCGGUCGUAGAGUUAGUCCUUGGGUUUAUUUCACUUCAAUCUCAACUUGGUUCGGACGAGCUCGUAUACCGCUUGUCUUAGGUCACGGAAUACGUCUCAACUGCUCGUUAAAGUAUUACAUAACUUGUCUAUUCUUCAUUAAAAUAUUCUAUUCGUUAUCAAUUCU